AUGGCAACUCGAGUGCAAAAUUUAUUAUUUUUGUUGGUGCUAAGCACUUGUGCAUGCUUUUCAUGGGCUCAUGUUGCCCUCACAUUUCCACCAGCUAGGAAAUAUGAUUUGGAUUUUUUGGAUAACUCUCGAACGCCAGCGCCUUGUGGAAUGCCUAAAGGUAAGAAAUCAUUCUUUUUAUUAGCUAUCAAUAAAAUUUAUGAGCUCCAAUAUUUGAUUGCUGGUGCCCCAAGUAACGAAGAAGAAUAA
Messenger RNA from Clunio marinus, 249 nucleotides. Lineage: Eukaryota; Metazoa; Arthropoda; Insecta; Diptera; Chironomidae. The record is from the annotation of a GenBank genome assembly.